CUCUAUUCUGCAUAUUUUACGUUUUUGUAUCUUUUUUAGUCCAAUUCGACCGUCUUUUGUUAUUUCCUUUUAUUUUUGUUCAUAUAUUAUUUUUGUUUGAAAUUUGGCCGCGAAGACCAGUGCUGUUGUUCUGUAGGCACGCUUUCAACGCCAUUUUUAUUUCUGCUUGAUUUUUGACUACUAUUGACGCAUGCCAUUUAGACGCAGAGGAGCACGGUAUCGCCAUCAUCGCAGCCCAGCUCAGCGCAGCACAGACACAGACACAAACAUGACCGGAAUUACCGAAAUAAAUACAGGAACAGUCCCACCACCGAAUAACUUCCAUAAUCAGCUAUGCAGCCAGCUGCGGGUGGUUGAGCUUAAGCACAUUCUCUUGUAUGGCAUGACGCUGACACAAAACCGCUUUCCAACAUCCGGGCUGAAGAAGAGUCUUCUCGUGGAGUCACUGGCGGGGCAGUUCAAGUUCUUGUAUGACGCCAAGCAGCGAGAAAAUUACCAGAAUUUAUUAGGAUGCACGGCCGACUACUCAAGGUUUCUCUUUGCGCACCAAAAGUACCAAUGGUACAACACGGCCAUCAAGUUUCCAAAUACCAAUAGGCCAUGGACCGCGUUCAACCAAUCCAGCCGGCCGCCUCCAAUCAUCGAUAAUACACGUGUAUCAGCAACCACUUCAAGUACUGGUGUGCCUAUACAAGCGGCCGUGGCUGCGCCUGUGGCUGCGCCUACGGCUACGGCUGCAAAUGCAGCUGCAGCCGCAAUUUGCUCGACCUUUGACCGUGUCGAAUUCUGCGAAUCACCGUUUACCGUGCCCAUUAAAAACGUUUGUUCACCGAUUAUAUUCAUGGAGACGCGGGGAAGAACGCACACUAAAAAGAUUCAGUUGAAGCUAACGGCAGACUUAGUCGACACUCUGACUGAAAGCGCCCGCACUCCCGGCGCUGCAGAAUACGGAAUUUACUGGUACAUGUGCGACUACGCGGACGCCUGCCAGGCUGCCAACCGCACGCCCAAGCGGCCAGUCCGCGUUGCAUUCCCGCAAACGUUGACAAUGUUGGUAAACUCUAAGGCGAUUUUGCAGCAGCACUUUCAGGCUUUGAAAGCAAAUUUUCCGGCCAAUGUCAAUGAACACAUUAUCAAGUCCACCGAUCUGACAAACUCGGUGCACGUCAACUACAAUUCCAAUUCGAGGUGGGUGGGUGUGCUGGCACUAACAAAAUUACACUCAGUGCAGUCAAUGUCCAGAGACAUUCGCAAAAACAGUUAUGUGGCUGCGGAAGAUGUGCGCAAGCUCUUUUUUAAAGGAUCCGGGAUGGACGACGACGAUCUGAUUUCCACUGGGGCGCUGGUUAGCCUAAAGUGUCCACUUGGCUUGAGCCGGAUCAGAACACCUAGCCGCUCAAAGUUUUGCCAGCACACACAGUGCUUUGAUUGUGAGACGUUCCUCCAGAUGAACAGGCAGGUCCCGACAUUCAAGUGCCCUGUAUGCUCGUCCGCGAUUAAGUCGUGGCGCGAGCUGAUUGUGGACGGCUACUUUGACGCGAUUCUGCAAUCAACCUCGACCAACGACGACCAGGUGUACAUUGAGGCCGAUGGGACAUGGAAAUCCAAGCGGCAAAUGGAGACUGUACAGGUGGAGUCACACUCAGCCAAACGGCAGGCAUUGGAGGUUGUCGUCGACGAGUUUGUUGAUCUGAGCGACUCGAUUUCAUUGCACGGUCGGCCACCUGCGAAGGACAAGCGUCCACGGGUUGAUUAUAUCGACCUCACCCUUGACUCGGAUGACGACCAUGAGUCGACGCUUCCGCCAAUAACCGAUGAGGAUAUUGAGUUGAUCGAGGCCAUGCUUUCAUCAUCAAACAAUUCUAGCAGGAGCAACAGCGAGUCGGAGGCAGAUGGGUUGGCGGAAAAAAACGGCACAGCUUCUCCUAUCGCUCUGGCGUCUUCGGAAUCAGGGGAAAUUCAGCCGGCAGCUCAGGCAUCAACGGCCCAACCGGAGGCAGCUCAGGCGUCAACAGCUCAACCCGAAGCAGCUCAGGCGUCAACAGCUCAACCCGAAGCAGCUCAGGUGUCAACAGCUCUGGAGGUGACCACUGCCACAGGUCUGUCGAGAAUUGUUCCAUGGACAACAACCACAGCCGAUUAUAUUGCUUCACGACACCAUGACAUGUCGUUCAUGCCACUCAUGCGCCGGGCUGCUCCGCAAUUGCCAGAAUUGCCAGGAUUUCCAGCAAUGCCGCCGAGUUCCGUUGUCGCCGCUGCCACUGCCACUGCCGCUGCUGAUACCGAUGCUGAUGCCGAUGCCGCUGCUCUUACUCUUGAACACAGACACACAUCUGAGUUUGAAAGGAUGACAAUGCCAGUACCAAGACCACUGCCGAAAGCGAGAAGGGGGCGGAGGCCUAAUGCACUAGCUUUCUCAGCAGCAGACAUACCAUCCAUGGUUGGACUAGCUUCGCUAUCGACAGCCCAACAGGGGCCAGUUAGUCCAUAUCGGGCUCCAAUUUUGCCUUCAUCAGCUUUGGUUACGCCGGGGCGCCAAAGUGCACAUAUCUCAUCGCACUCCAGCAGUCGUAUGACAACAUCGCCGCUUGCAAGGAGCAUUACGGGCUCAGGGACAGUUCCCAGACCCAGGGUCAGGAUGACGGUUGAUACAACUACCACCACUACUCCCAUCACCCCCACGGCACAUUCUCGCCAGCCGGUGAUUGGAAUGUCGCCUGCAUACAAGUCGCUCUUCAUGAACGCCCAGAUGGUAAGCGAUAGCGCUUCAAGUGACACUGGUGUUCCUCCGACUGCUUCUGUUGCUGGCAGAAAUAUAGCACCGACACCCGGUGGCUCGUACCCCUCUGCAUAAUUGUAUGUUGAGUCAUACGUUGCACUGGAGCCGAUCCCUUUGUCCGGCCACUUUGCAUAUGCGUCAAUUGAUUUUUUUCAUAUUCAAACCAAUCUAAAAUUGAAGUUGCCAUAGGUUCAACCUUGGCGCACGUGCAUGAGCCCCAAAAAAGAGCGGCUGUCGUAUGAAGCUGUCCGGUCGGCCUGCUGUGCCACGCGUAGGCGUAAUCUGGGC
Messenger RNA from Kickxella alabastrina, 3067 nucleotides. RefSeq lists its product as uncharacterized. The coding region runs from base 191 to 2854 and encodes 887 amino acids. Gene Ontology annotation, biological process: protein sumoylation. Lineage: Eukaryota; Fungi; Kickxellomycota; Kickxellomycetes; Kickxellales; Kickxellaceae. The transcript has 3 exons. Gene Ontology annotation, molecular function: SUMO ligase activity; zinc ion binding. The record is from RefSeq and is a predicted model, not a curated record.